GCCUUGUGCUGGCCGAUGAGCAUUGACAAGGCGUGACAAGGUUGUCGAACAAUUUUAUUUCUGUGAGAUAUUUAUUUCAACCUGCAAAUCGUUUAUCGGUAGGGCCCACAAUAACACCAGGCUUGCAUGCAUCUAUUUCAAAUUUCCAACUCCUGUAGGGCUCAUAUUGCAAUCAUGUAAUUAUUGCACAGAGUUCUCAGGCCAAGAGGACGAAAAUGGAAUCCUUUGGCCAGAUGGGCAGCUUCUUCAAUAUAUCAACCUUUGGCUCUCAAUUUAACCGCUUCGUUGUUCGUGACAGAUAUCUGCUUUAUCAGGGGUUAUCACGAUGGAGUCAUUUUUAGGCCAAAUGGGGUCUACAUAAGCAGAAAAGUGGGCCCCCGAUAAGGGGCAAAAAAGGCUUAGCCUUUUUUUUUUUUUUCCCGCCGCAAUUUUCUGUUCCGUUGGUUUCAUCAGUCCUCAGCACCCCCAACGACGCAGCGAGGAUGGGAGUGGCUGUGGGCCGGCGACGGCCAACCAUGACCACCAGCCUGCCCAAUCUACACCAAGUUUCCGAGUUGGAAUUAGUGUCCGCACUGGACAACCUUAUCGCCAUCUACUGUCCCGCGGCGGCGGCGGCUUCCUACAGUUCGGCUUUGUACAAGACUUCUCACAGGCCGUUCCAGCUGGAGGCCGAAUCUUCCCCUCUGACCGAUUCGGGAUACAACUCGGGCUACGCGUCCGAGGACGACGAUGAGGGUCAGGAGAGUCCAAGUGCUGCCCUCGACGAGGAUCUCCGCGUGAUUCGCGCCGAUGACAUGAAGCGCAGGUGCACGAUCCGCUGGCUGGAGCGGUUCAUUGCCAGUGCCGAUGGAAAUGAUGAUGAUGGGCCUCGGUGCAUUUUCGCCUUGGACGACGUGCGCCACCUGGCCGUAGAGAAAGCAGCCGCCCUGCUCGUGGCAUUGCUGAACCCUGUGGGAAGGGACGAGGAGGAUCAGGAGGCGGAGGAUGCAGAGGACGGCGGCUUCUGUCGAGAAUUUUCCUUUGUGUGCGGCGAUAAGGAUAGCAUCUCGGUCCGGCUCAACGAUGGCCUCGCGGGCACCAAGGACGACCACCUCGACGUCGGCCUGCAAACAUGGGGCGCCUCGAUUCUGUUCUGCCAGAUGAUGUGCGGCGCGCCGUCGCAGUUCGGGCUCGCGACAGAAUCCUGCGGUCUCUCGCCACGCAUUGUCGAGCUCGGCGCCGGCACGGGGCUCGUCAGCUUGGUCCUCGCUCAGCUGCUCCCCCGUCUAGGUUUUGACCAGCCGGCGGUGGUUGCAACCGAUUACCGCCCCUCCGUAUUGAGGAAUUUGCAUGACAACAUUGCAGCCAACUCGUCUUCAAAGAUUUCGAUUCCAAUAGUGGCCCAAACCUGUGCGCUUGACUGGGCACAGACCGAGCUCGAUCCUGCGUGGCCCCUGAAGGGCGACGGGCUGGCCGAUGUGCUGCUUGCGACCGACGUCAUCUACGACAAAACGCACACGGCUCUGCUGCACGGGUGUGCAUCGCGGCUGCUGGCAGCAGACGGUAUCUUCUGGCUACUUCAGACUGUGCGGCAGAAUGGGCAUCUCUGCGAAGUGACUGAGACGGUGGAGCAGGUGUUUGGGAAGGGAUCACCCUCGGAGAGUGGGAGCUCCGCCAGUCGCUCACUGACCGUACUCGAAUUAAAGAAGAUUGAGCGGCGAAACGGAGUUGGGCGGGGGGAUGAGUCCUUUUACAGACUCUUCAAGAUCGGCUGGGCUUAGACUACAUUUAAUUAGACUGGAUUCCCUGAUUAGAACUAGAGUAGAGGUACUUAGACGCGAGGUUAAACUCGGGCUUAAAGCAGUACCCGGCGUGCCUCGAGAGAGCAAACCGUCUCGAUACGAAUUUACGAAACCAAUAACAGACCCUGCCAUCAAAGGUUCCGAGAAUUUCGAGGGACUCGAAGAGUCGGGGGUGACUACCGAGGUAAUAGUUGCUGAGGGCUGGACGCAUCAAACAAGUCCAAUAAUUUUGUAAUACCAGACGCUAAUUAUGUGACAUGAACCUGUUGCAUAUUC
This is a messenger RNA of Lasiosphaeria miniovina, 2057 nucleotides long. RefSeq lists its product as uncharacterized. The record is from RefSeq and is a predicted model, not a curated record. Bases 483 to 1760 code for a protein of 425 amino acids. The transcript has a single exon. Lineage: Eukaryota; Fungi; Ascomycota; Sordariomycetes; Sordariales; Lasiosphaeriaceae.